AUGCCCUCCUACCAUCUCAUUGAACCUCUGUGGCACGCGCACUGCCGCGAGAUCUUUCGCGCGCGCGACCGGCACGAAGACAUCCGGACGGUCCCUCUUCCUCACAUCUUUCAGCUGUUCGAAACCGCCUGCCGGGAGAAUUUCUGGGGCAGCAAAGUCUGGGUGACCUUCGUCGGGCGCUCAGUCGGCGUGACUGACAAGUACGGUACGGCGUUCGAAGCCGUCGUCGGUUACUCUGGACAGCACCAACUCAAGGCUCGGACCAUCCAACAGGCGCACACCCUCUGGUACCACUGGAUCGGUCACAUCGCCGACGUCCACGAGGAGCACCCUACACUCUCUACGGCGGAAGUCCUCAAGGUCGCCAGAUUGCGCCUGCCGCUGCGCGAUGCUGUCAAGGAUAUCGUUCCCAUCCUUCCUGAGCUUCCGGGAAUCGAAGUCGUCGUCGACGAGGACACUGACAGUACGGCGAGUACUAUCAGUUUCAUGGCCCCGUUGCCCCCGGCGCAAGAGCCUCGCGCGACUUAG
Peniophora sp. CBMAI 1063 is the source of this 528-nucleotide messenger RNA. NCBI's taxonomy places the organism in Eukaryota, Fungi, Basidiomycota, Agaricomycetes, Russulales, Peniophoraceae. The record is from the annotation of a GenBank genome assembly.